UAUAUAUAUCCAUUUCCAAAAAUAAAUUUAGUCACAUUACAAAAUUGUAAGUUUUUUUUUUUUUUUUUAAUUCUUAUUAUAUAUAUGUAGCUCUAUUUAGAGAAUUAUAGAUAUUAUGGUUAGAAUUAUGGCUAGGAGAACAAUGGGUCAUCGCAUUUUAACGUGCGAUAAACCUGAAUUUGUGUCGAUUUCCGGCGACCCCUUAUCGAUGAAUAUUUUGGAUACAGUGUUUGGUUUUUUCGACCACGAAUCGCCGAGAAUUAUCGAUGUCGAUUUUCGUAUCGAAAACGAGGAGGAUGAUGAGGAUGAGGAAGAAAAUGGAGAAUCUGAAAAUGUUGAAGGUAAUCAAUUUUGGGAAACUCAACAUAAACUUUUACAAGGUGUACUAUACCGAACUACUACUUUAGAAUCACAAAUUCGAAGCAUUACAAAAGAUACAAUAAAAGAAGCAAAUGGAAUUACAUGCCGUUGCCGGAGUCCGGCGGAUGACGGCUGCCGGGAUUGCCUCAUGAAGGCGGUUUGCAACCGUCUGCAAAUUGUAGGGUUCAACCCUGCAAUUUGCAAGUCGAAAUGGAAGAACUCUUCAGAUAUUCCAUCAGGUGAACAUACAUUCAUAGAUGUGAUCGACUCAUCAAAUCCUAAAAAAGGAGAAGUAAGAGUUAUCAUCGAGUUAAAUUUUCGAGCAGAGUUUGAGAUAGCACGAGCAUGUGAAGAAUACAAUCGAUUAGUAAAAAAUUUACCAGAAGUAUUCGUUGGAAAAAUCGAGAGAUUACUAUCGUUGAUCAAGAUUUUGUGUGAGGCAUCCAAGAAAUGCAUGAAGGACAAGAAAAUGCACAUUGGACCGUGGCGUAAACAAAAAUACAUGCAAGCGAAAUGGCUCAAAUCGCGCGAGCGUGUGGAGGCGGCCAAGUUGUUGUACUCGUCUGAUGUGGACGAGUACCCUAGCCGUCCGCCUACACGGCCAAGGGCUUCCAUGCUCACGGUCGAUUUGUUGGAGAAUUUGCCAAGUUUACCUCUCAUCACGGCCGUGGAAGUAGCGUGAUAGUGCCAAUAGGACCUAUUCGGGGAUAACACUCCCUAUCAAGGAUUUUUUUCAUAACCAGGCUGUAAAUCGAGAUUGGGGGAGAAGCUCCAUCUGCUACACUAUAUCCUUUGGUGAUUAAGUUUUGUUAAUUGAUGUUAUACAAUUGGAAAAAAGUUACUAUUAUAUUGUAUUCGAUAAUUAUCUUGAUGAAAGGAGUUGUUUCAUGAGGUA
Molecule: messenger RNA, 1255 nt
Organism: Capsicum annuum
Lineage: Eukaryota; Viridiplantae; Streptophyta; Magnoliopsida; Solanales; Solanaceae
Exons: 3
Coding region: 116-1042 (308 amino acids)
Source: RefSeq, a predicted model, not a curated record